UUUAACUGGGUCUUUGGAGGAAUCAGCAGAGAAGCAUCAGAUCACUGAAAGGACUGAGACAAAUCUGAGUGUCUGAGAAGAAAGACAGUACCCAGACCCACAGGGAGGCUGUAUAAGUUGUUUUGAAGGAUCAUGAAGAGGCUCUUCCCUUUUUUAUUUACCGUGGUAUUUGCGGCAUCCACACAGUCCCCGUUCAGUCCGCAAUUCAUUGAGGAACUCGGAUCGGACAUUGGAAUCCAAGUGUUUAACCAGGUGGUGAAGACCAAACCUCAUGAAAAUGUGGUUAUGUCACCUCAUGGGAUUGCAUCUGUUCUUGGCAUGCUUCAGUUAGGGGCAGACGGGAAGACCAAGAAGCAGCUGACAACUGCCAUGCGAUAUAAAGUGAAUGAGGUUGGAAAGAUACUAAAGAAGAUUAACAAGGUGAUUGUGGCGAAAAAAAAUAAAGAUAUCGUUACAACGGCAAAUGGAGUGUUUGCCAAUAGCGGACUCAAAUUUGAGCCUUACUUUGAAUCCAAGAAUAGAGAAGUCUUUCACAGUCAAGUAAAAAGUGUUGACUUUCAAGAAAAGGACACAGCUGCCUCCACUAUCAACCAGUGGGUGAAAAAUGAGACAAAGGGAAUGAUCGAGGAUCUGAUUUCUCCUGAGUUAUUGGACAGCUCAUUGACGCGUAUGGUAUUAGUCAAUGCACUGUAUUUUAAGGGACUGUGGAAAUCUCGUUUUCAGCAUGAAAACACGAAAAAACGCACAUUUCAUGGACCAGAUGGCAAAACUUACCAAGUCCCGAUGCUGGCCCAACUAUCCCUGUUUAGGAGCGGUUCAGCAAGUACGCCCAGCGGCCUCUGGUACAACGUAAUAGAGCUGCCCUAUCAUGGUGGGAGUCUCAGUAUGUUGGUUGCAUUGCCGACGGAUGAGAGCACACCACUGUCUGCCAUAAUUCCUCACAUUAGUACUAAAACUUUGCAAAGUUGGAUGACUAUGGCUCCGAAGAGAGUUCAGUUAAUUUUGCCCAAGUUCACUGUCGAAGCCGCGACUGAUCUGAAAGGACCUCUUAAAAACCUGGGUAUUACAGACCUGUUUGAUUCAUCAAAAGCUAACUUCACAAAGAUCACAAGAUCGGAGCACCUUCAUGUUAGCCACUUGCUGCAGAAGGCCAAAAUAGAAGUAAAUGAGGAUGGCACUAAGGCAGCAGCAGCAACAACUGCCGUUUUGAUAGCAAGAUCAUCACCACCCUGGUUUAUUGUGGACAGACCCUUUUUAUUUUUUAUCAGGCAUCACCCUACAGGUGCUGUGUUGUUCACAGGACAAGUAAACAAGCCUUAGAGAGACAAUGAAGACUUGACAUGUGAAACUCAUCUUGAUUCCAACAUUUAGACAUUUGUACAUUACUCUAGUUCCUGUGAAUUUUCCAUUUUAAAUGGAGAAAUUUUAAUUGUGCUUGUAACUUUUUAAAAUUAUUUUAUAUAUAAUUUUGAUAACUGUAUUUGACGGUACAAUUAUGGUUCUUUUGGGGUUGUUUAACUACUGAAAGUAUUUUUUUUUUAUUUUUUUU
Spea bombifrons (plains spadefoot toad) is the source of this 1549-nucleotide messenger RNA. It is a transcript of the gene SERPINE2, whose product is annotated as serpin family E member 2. The transcript is spliced from 9 exons. The coding region runs from base 133 to 1320 and encodes 395 amino acids. The record is from RefSeq and is a predicted model, not a curated record. Gene Ontology annotation, molecular function: serine-type endopeptidase inhibitor activity. NCBI's taxonomy places the organism in Eukaryota, Metazoa, Chordata, Amphibia, Anura, Pelobatidae. Gene Ontology annotation, biological process: negative regulation of endopeptidase activity; negative regulation of plasminogen activation.